This is a messenger RNA of Lagopus muta (rock ptarmigan), 3728 nucleotides long. RefSeq names its product rap1 GTPase-activating protein 1-like. The record is from RefSeq and is a predicted model, not a curated record. Gene Ontology annotation, biological process: activation of GTPase activity; regulation of small GTPase mediated signal transduction. NCBI's taxonomy places the organism in Eukaryota, Metazoa, Chordata, Aves, Galliformes, Phasianidae. Gene Ontology annotation, cellular component: cytoplasm. The transcript has 20 exons. The coding region runs from base 244 to 1908 and encodes 554 amino acids. Gene Ontology annotation, molecular function: GTPase activator activity.
GGAAGAGAGAGGGAGGAUGCUGCAACCUAUGUGAAUAAUUUAUAGUGCAAGGAAAGGAGAGUUUAUGUGGGAGCAGCUGGGUUCCCUGUCUCCAUCCGCUUGCCAGCUGGGGAUGAGAGAACCUUGCUCAGGAGUUCUGAGGAGGGAGUGUGUUGUGUCAGUAAUGUUAUAGACUCUCCUAUCCAAGGCAUUCCAUCUACUCUUGCUUUUGCUGCUCCCAACAAGACUGUGGACUUGUUUGAGAUGAUUGAAAAAAUGCAGGGGAGUCGUCUGGAUGAACAAAGAUGUUCCCUUCCAGCUCCUCUCAAGACAGAAGAAGAGUAUAUUCCUUACCCCAGCAUCCAUGAGGUAUUACAGAAAGGGUGGCCAUAUCCUCUCAUUAUCUUACCCCAGUUUGGGGGCUACUGGAUUGAAGGGACAAGCCACAACCUCUCCAGUCCAACUCUCUCUGAUGUACCCUUUCCCUGGAGUGUUAAGGUGAAACUGGAGAGUGACCCCACAGCCAAGCUAUACCGCAAGCAUUUCCUAGGGAAGGAGCACCAGAACUUUUAUUCCAGUGAUGUGUCCUUGGGCUACUUGAUACUUUCUGUGAAGUAUGAACAGUCUGAGAAACAGGAAAAUCUACGCUUGUUGCUGAGGACACGAACUGGUACCAAACAUGAUCUGAUCCCCAUUUCCUGUCUGAAUGAAUUUCCCAAUGCUGUCCAGAUGGCAAAGCUACUGUGUGAAGAUGUGAAUGUUGAACGCUUCUUUCCUGUCCUCUAUCCCAAGGCUUCUCAGCUUAUCGUAGCAUUUGAUGAACAUGUUAUAAGCAAUAACUUCAAAUUUGGGGUAAUCUACCAGAAACCUGGACAGACAACUGAAGAAGAAGUCUUCAGUAACACAGAAGAGAGUCUGGGUUUCCUGGAGUUCUUAGAUUUCCUUGGUGACAAGAUUCAGCUGCAGGAUUUCCGUGGGUUCCGGGGAGGUUUGGAUGUCAUUAGAGGUCAAACGGGCACCGAAUCAGUUUAUACAAAUUUCCGGGGCAAAGAGAUCAUGUUUCAUGUGUCUACAAAACUGCCCUUCGCAGAAGGAGAUUCCCAACAGCUUCAGCGGAAGCGUCACAUUGGGAAUGACAUUGUAGCCAUCAUCUUCCAGGAUGAAAGCACACCUUUUGUGCCUGAUAUGAUUGCUUCUAAUUUCCUACAUGCAUACGUGGUAGUUCAGCUCACUCACAGCAGUUGUGGGGAGACCCUCUACAAGGUUUCAGUCACAGCACGAGAUGAUGUGCCCUUCUUUGGACCUUCUCUACCAAAUCCAGCCAUAUUUAGAAAGAGUACAGAGUUUCGUGAAUUCCUUCUGGUCAAGCUCAUCAAUGCUGAAUACAGCUGCUAUCGAGCUGAAAAAUUUGCUAAAUUAAAGGAGAGAACACGAAGUGCCCUCUUGGAGAGUCUUUUUGAGGAGCUGCAGUUUCGCAGCCGCUGUAUGAUGGGAUUGCCCAUAGAAGAAGAUGACAAGACAGAGAAUGGCAGUGGGGGCUUCUUUGAGAAUUUCAAGCGGGUGAUCAGAGGCCGCAGCCAGAGCCUGGAUACCAUGGGGAUAUCUAUGAGAAAGCAGCAGCCAGCCACCAUGCCCAGCCGCCCGACGACAGCUGGCCUUGCUCUGAGCCAGAGUGUUGCCGAGGGCCCUAAGGCCAUUGCUGCGUCUUUUGCCUUGCCUGGUAGGAGCCCAUCACGUACUCGAACCAGCCGUUUCCAUGGGCGACGGAGUAGUGCCAUUGGCAUUGAGAACAUACAGGAGGAGAAGAGCAGAGACAUUGCAGAGAGGGUACAGAAGAUGGUAGACUGUCCAGAAACCUUGCUUGACCUGAAAUCUGAUGGUUCAUCCAGUCCCAGCUCCCCAGAGUUCCCCAGCAGGAAGAGCAAGUAGCCUUCUGAAUAAUCCUUUCUCCCAAGGACAUGGUGAAAGAAUGAACCCAGCCUAAGUAACAAGGUAGCAAACUCCCCAGGAUCGGGACUCUUUCCAAGUUUCAUCUGAAAAUCAAGCACUGUACUGUGUAUGUCCAAAUCCUAGGAAAAGUACACACGUUUUGUGUGCAUGUGUUUUCCCUUCUCAGACACAUCUGAGUGGGGACAUCAAGCCAAUCAGGAGUGGACCAGAUGCUACUAAUUGUUUACCUCACUGAAGAUACUGGCAAGACUUUUUGGGUGAAAUGAGAGUACUGGCUAAGAGGAGCAUGAACUUAGAGGACCUCAAGGACUGUGGAAAGACCAAGUGACACCACAUAAUGCUCCACUGGCAGUCCUUGGAGCAGGAGUCAUGGAGAGGAAGAAGGACAGAAAUUAUUUUGGAGCAUUUUGUUUCUAGGCUUUUUCCAUUGUCCAAUCAGCAGUCACUGAAUCAGACUCUACAAAUGCUGGGGGAAAGAAGGCUACCUUGAGCACCUCUUCUUCCCUUAGACUUAUUCAGAAAGAGAAUUAAGUCAAAAGCAGGAGAACACAUUUCCACCUCUGUCUCUAGUAAGCACUAGAGAUGGAUGACCUAGUUUGGGAAAUGCAAUCCAAAGAAAGAGAAUGAAGAAAUCUGCUGAGGAAGAGUGCUAAGAAGGUGAUACUUAGUGGAAAUUUAGGUCCCAGCUCAUUUUAUUGAUUGGCUCUGCCAAGGGAGAAGUAUGUUAGCCUUCAUUUCCUCCAAAAUAUAUUUUGUAGCCUCAUGAGGAAAUAUCUUUGGCCUAUAUUGGCCUUGCCUUUACUGUUCUCCCUAUUGCAUGCUGGCAUGUAAUAUGCCUGGGGCUUUAGGUUUCAAUACUGCUUGUAGGUCGAGACCGGCCGUGUUUUGCAGUAUUUCUGAAUGAAUAAAUAUAUUUAAUAUAUUGAAGUUGUCUUAUCUUUAUUGCCUCUUUCAGCUUUUUGAGUUACUCAACAUAUUUCAGCACUUUCUCUCUAUGGUGAGUAUUUCACCGUAAGUGUUACACACAUGGCACAUUUCACAGCAUAUAAGCACGUGAGAUUCAUGAGCUACUCUCUACUAGGAAGUGACAAGUAGUGGUUCCCAAAUUCUAAGCUAGGAGAAGCUGACGUUAAAGGUCUUGCUCUGGCAGAUAUGAAACAUGCUCCAGGCUACCUUAAAAUGCAAAAUAUUUGAGUGAGCUGUGAUCAGUAGAUCCAAUUUGUCAUAUAUAAUGCUUUGAAUGUUCCCUUCAUAACAGCCAUACAGAAGCUAAAAAUCUAGUGGAAUGGAUCUACAGGAGCCACCGAAGCUCUUUUGUCUACAGGCAACUGUACACACACAGAGUAUAGAAGAUGGGCAUCUUGACUUGAAUACGUUCCUGUCUCCAAGCAGGACUUGUCUGUGCAAGAGCUUGACACUUAAUCCUAAUAGCUUCUUAAUAAGACAUGAAAAAAAUAAUAAACAUUUUGGCAAGUAGUUUCUACCUCCUCUCUCCUUCCUUAAACUUUCUUAAUUAACCAUUUAAUAACACUAGUUAAAAUGUGCUCUCUAUAACAAGUUAAUUUUGCUCUCUAUAACUGCUUGAAGGGAGGUUGUAGGGAGCUGGGGGUCAGCCUCUUCUCUUGUGUAACCAGUGAGAAUAAUAGAGCAAAUGGCUUCAAGCUGUGCCAGGGGAGAUUUAAGCUGGAUGUUAGGAAAUGCUCCUUCUCUGAAAGAGUGGUCAGGCACUGCAAUGGGCUGCCCAGGGAGGUGGUGGAGUCACUGACCCUGGAGGUGUUCAAGGAACGUUUAGAUGUUGU